This is a messenger RNA of Aethina tumida (small hive beetle), 1070 nucleotides long. RefSeq names its product tRNA pseudouridine synthase-like 1. Gene Ontology annotation, biological process: tRNA pseudouridine synthesis. The transcript is spliced from 5 exons. Gene Ontology annotation, molecular function: RNA binding; pseudouridine synthase activity. Bases 84 to 1037 code for a protein of 317 amino acids. NCBI's taxonomy places the organism in Eukaryota, Metazoa, Arthropoda, Insecta, Coleoptera, Nitidulidae. The record is from RefSeq and is a predicted model, not a curated record.
AGAAUAACCAUAAUUGUUCCGCUCCACAACUUAAAUUUUGUACAAGUUUAUGAUUUAUUUUACAAAUAUUUUAUUACACAAACAUGAAUCGAUAUUUAAUGAAUUUUUCAUACAUCGGUAAAACUUUCCGUGGGGCUCAAAGGCAAGUAAAGGGAGUAUUUCCCCGGAUUGAUGACCCUACGACGGUGCAAGGGCAAUUAGAAAUGGGACUGAAGAUGUUGAACCCCAACAAUGAGCCAGUUGUGUAUUUAUCUAGCAGAACUGAUGCCGGCGUACACGCCUUAAAUACUACUUGUCAUGUUGAUUUAUACAGAAACAAUGGAUUGAUUUACAACCCCCAGACUGUUACAAUUGCAAUGAAUUCUUAUUUCAAAAAACAAGAGGUGCCAAUUAGAAUUUUAAGGACUUAUUUAGUACCACAAGAUUUCCACAGUAGACACAAUGCAAUAUUAAGGACAUAUUUAUACAGAAUCAUUGUUUGUCAAGUAAAUGGCUACAAAAAAGGAGCCACUAAUUACUUUUUCAUUCCUGUGGAAGAAUUAGAUAGAGCAUAUUAUAUAUGUGCUGAAAAUUUUGAUGUAGAACUAAUGAAAGAAGCAGCAUCAUUGAUAGAAGGCCAUCAUGAUUUCAGGACAUUUAUGGCUCAACAUUUGGGACAUGAGGAAAAAGAAACUAGGAGGGUUUUGGAAAGACUUGAAAUCAUGGAAGCAGAUUCAGUUGGUUAUUCUAUUUUCAGUUGGCCAGCUGAAACUAUACCACCAGAUUGUCAGUAUAUGUUUUUGAAUGUAUAUAUACAGUCUAAAGGGUUUUUAUAUAAACAAGUGAGGAGGAUAAUUGGGACACUUGUGGCAGUUGCACAACAUAAGAUACCAUUAGAAGAAGUAAUGACUAUGUUACAAGUACCUUCAGUUAACAGUUGGAACCCAAGAAUUCAAAGUGCUCCAGCUCAUGGUCUCUAUUUGUGCGAAGUGCGAUAUUCUGAUACAGACCGGUCUAGAUUUCAGGAAUCAAAUACUGUGAUGGAUGAAAUUAUUUAAAGAGUCUCAUAGACAAUUGUAAGAAAUAAGUGU